Molecule: messenger RNA, 1362 nt
Organism: Arabidopsis arenosa
Lineage: Eukaryota; Viridiplantae; Streptophyta; Magnoliopsida; Brassicales; Brassicaceae
Source: the annotation of a GenBank genome assembly
AUCCAUACAGUUUUUGUAGAGUUAUAUGAUUGUCUUACUGUAGAUUUUUCCCUUUUUUUCUUAUAACAAAAAGCUACGGGAUCUUUUUUGAGGUCAGGGUUUCCAUUUGAUGAGAGAAAAACUGCGGAAUUUCAGCUUCUACCACCAACCCAAUUGUGUUUUAUGGAUAAGUUAGGGUUGAGCAAAAGGGGUUAUUUUGAUUUUGCUCUCAAGAACAAAAAAUGGAUUCUAUUAGCAGUAAGUGGUUAUGGUGCUUUUAGGGUUUAUCAUUCUCCUUCAAUUUCCCAGAAACGUAAACAAAUCUCUAAGCUUUUUACUCUUCUUCUCAAUCUCAUCGAAGCUGCUUCUGAUUCUGCUGAAACUGUUAGUGUUAUCUCCAGAGAUCUCACUGUCUUUCUCAGAUCCGAUUCAGAUCAAAUCCCAAAUAGUUUCAAGCAGAUUUCGAAAAUCGCGAAAUCAGAUGAGUUUAAUUCUUCUUUGAUCAGAUUCACUCAAGCUAUGACUGUUGGAUUGAUCCGUGGAAUUGAUGAUGGAUCCGGGUCGGGUUUUACUGAUCGGGUUAUGGAUAAGCUGUUUACUAAAUCCGGGUCGGGUUUUGCUUCGGCGAUUGUUGGUAGCUUUGCCAGAAACUUAGUCGUUGCGUUUUAUUCAUCUUCCAGCGACGGUGAAUCUUCAAUCUUUUCGAAUUCGAAAUUGCUCGACGCGGUUUUCUCUGAUGAUGGGAGGAGAUUGAUCGGCGAUUGCGUUCAGCGUUUCGUGAGUACUGCGGUUUCGGUUUAUCUCGAUAAGACGAGUGAUGUUAACGUUUUCGAUGAUUUAUUCGCCGGUUUAACCAAUCCGAAACACGAAGGGAAGGUUAAGCAAACGCUUGUAACGCUAUGUAAUAACGCGGUUGAAACGUUUGUUAGAGCGUCGCGGAAACCGGUUCAAUUGAACCGAUCAUCGUCAUAUCAAGAUUCAUCUCAAACGCUGACCGUUGGAUUAAGGAAACAGACGACGUGGAUCGAUCGGGUAUCGUCGUCGUUAUCGGUACCGAGUAACCGGAAAUACGUGGUGGAUUUAACCGGGCGGGUAACGUUUGAGACGGUUAGAUCGUUAUUAGAAGUGUUGAUUGAGAGAGCAAAUGGUAAAGUGGAGAGUUAUGUGGAGAAAGUGAGAGAGAGAGGAAAUGAGACAAGGAGAUUUGUGAGAGUUAAAACAUCACUUCUUCAUAGUUUAUGUUUGACUCUGUGUUUACAGAUUGUUGAAGCUCCAUGGAUGCUGACUCCAAGAAACUGAUUUUGGAUUUUCAGGCUAAAAGACAAGAAACACUUUUGUGUUUGGUUUAAUUCUUGGAUUCAUCAAUCAAAUUUGAUGUAAAAU